AUGGUUCAGAAUCAGAAAAAUAACAAUAACAAUAAUCCACCACGUAGAUCAACCCGUCAAAAGAAGUCCAAUAACGACUCAGAACAACCGACUCCACCUAAGCGCGUUACAAGAGCUACGGCAAAGAAGCUGGAAGAAAGCAGCAAAAGCAAACCAAUAGAGACGACUGAAGAGGUAAACAUGGCAGUCGAAAAUCAAGACAUUGAAAUGGAGCAUGCCGACGAAGUCGACGAUACUGAAAAGAAGGCAUUAGAGGCUGAUGCUUUACUAUUAUCUGAUCUCAGACAAAACUUCACCCUCCUGGAACGUGCUGUGUCUACUAUCGAGUCACGAUUCACAACACGUGUUCUAAGAACUACUGCAUCCAUUAGGAAACGUUUGACGGCAGAUCUCUUGGCUCAGGCAAUCAGAGAUAUUUAUCCAAAAGAUUCUACAGAUAAAGUCAGACUAUUGAAUUAUUUGGGAAAGGAUAUUGUUGUCAUGGAUGUUGACAUUGACGAUUCUGGGAAAGAUAAUCCACCAAUCUUGCCGGAGAUUGAUCUUUAUCUCCAUUUAUUGUUGAUGAUAUAUUUGCUAGAUAAGCAAGAGUUUGAAAAGGGUAUCCAACUUUCUAAUGAAACGAUUGGCAAAAUCCGAAGUUUGAAUCGUCGUACGUUAGAUCAGUUGUCCGCACGUAUCUAUUUUUAUUAUGCUCGAUUCUACGAGCUUACAGGAAAUUUGGCUGUAAUUAGACCGUAUGUUUUUUCACGUCUUCUCACUGACAAGCUUGUCAGUAAAACUACCUUUCCUGAAACUGCUGGAAACAACCAACAAGCUAGAUAUAUGUAUUACUUAGGUCGUAUCAAGGCCAUUCAGCUCGAUUACACAGUAUCGCAUACUCAUUUAUUGCAGGCCAUUCGCAAAGCACCUCAAAAUACCGUGACGGCUGGUUUUCAGCAAGCG
Racocetra fulgida is the source of this 942-nucleotide messenger RNA. Lineage: Eukaryota; Fungi; Glomeromycota; Glomeromycetes; Diversisporales; Gigasporaceae. The record is from the annotation of a GenBank genome assembly.